UAAAUCGUAACACACCCGCCCCUCCUUCCCCGAACCCAAUUCCCCCCACCACGGUACCACCACCCACCUGCGCCCAUACUUAUAUCUUUGCCAUUGAUCUCAUUCCAUUCACUCCAACUUUCAUCUUCAGAGGUCCAUUUACUCUGCUCCUCACCUCCCACUACAUGAUACAUCCCCUCAUUGCUCCAAGCCUUCCUUCUUUUUGGGCUUCCGCUUCUUAUUCUCUUUUCUAGUUUCUGCUUUGAUCUGGUGGGGACUGGGGAGUCAAAAUAACAUCUGUUAACUAAUGUUAAUGGCGCCGCCUGGUCCCAGCGUCCGCUUCUUCUUAGUCCUCCUCCUCCUCUCUUCUCUUUCUUCCCCAGUCGUUUUUGCAGAUGAUUAUCUUUAUGAAGAGUGCUUGACGGUUCCAUCUUCGGUUUUCAUAACUUCUGUCAAGUCCGCUAUUGACGUAGUGAGCAAUGUCGUAUCUCUGGUUUCCAAGUUAACCAAUGAAUUCAACGAUUUUCGUCUUUCCACCGCCAUUAACGAUUGUGUCGAUUUGCUUGGUUUCACUGUCGAUGAGUUGACCUGGACCCUCUCUACAUCACAUAAUCCCUCCUCCGGGAAGGACAAUAGGACGGGUAAUCGGGUAUCGGACUUGAGUUCAUGGCUGAGCGCCGCAGUCGGGAACCAAGACACCUGCAUGGAAGGAUUAGAGGGUACCUCCAGCUUCGUGAAGAGCAUCGUCGGUGGGAGCCUUGGCCAAGUCACCUCCCUCGUCGCCGACCUGCUUGCAAUGGUACGUACCGAUAUUCCUACUGUGAGGAUGACAUCAUCUGGACCAACGGCUGGGAGGAAGCUUCUUGAUGUCCCGGCCGGCGAGGGGUACAAUGGUUUCCCAGGUUGGGUGAAUACCGGAGACAGGAGGCUGUUACAGACAGAGUCACAGGGAUUGUCGGUAGACGUGGUGGUGGCGGCGGAUGGGAGUGGGAAUUACACGAGAGUGAUGGAUGCGGUGGAAGCAGCCCCCAACAACAGCACGAAAAGAUAUGUGAUUUACGUAAAGAAGGGAGUGUACAAGGAAGUGGUGGAAAUCAAGAAGAAGAAAUGGAACCUCAUGUUCAUCGGCGACGGCAUGGAUCAAACCGUCAUUUCCGGCAACCGCACCAAAGUUGACGGGUGGACCACUUUUCAUACUGCUACAUUUGCUGUGAAUGGGAUGGGAUUCAUAGCUCGGGAUAUCACCUUCGAGAACACGGCGGGACCACAGAAUCACCAAGCAGUGGCGCUGCGAGUGGACUCGGAAAUGUCGGUGUUCUUCAGAUGCGGAAUCAGGGGAUAUCAGGACACCCUAUACGCCCACUCCCUCCGCCAGUUCUACCGCGAGUGCCUCAUCACCGGCACCGUCGAUUUCAUCUUUGGUAACGGCGCCGUUGUAUUUCAGAACUGCCAGAUCCUUGCCAAGAAGGGCCUCCCGAACCAGAAGAACACCAUCACCGCACAUGGCCGCAAGUUAUCCAACCAGACCACCGGCUUCUCCUUCCAAUUCUCCAACAUCUCCGCUGACUCCGAUCUUCUAGCUGCCGGUCCCAACUCCACCCAGACCUACCUAGGCCGACCCUGGCAACUCUACUCCCGAACUAUCUUCAUGCAGUCCUACAUAGGCAGCGUCAUAAAUCCCGAAGGAUGGUUGGAGUGGCAGGGCAACUUCGCCUUGGACAGCCUCUUCUAUGGGGAGUACAUGAAUGAUGGACCCGGAUCCGCCCUGGGUGGCCGAGUGAACUGGACUGGCUUCCAUGCCAUGAAUGACUCCACCCAAGCUUCCAAUUUCACUGUCGCUCACUUCAUAGAUGGCAAUUUUUGGUUGCCUUCUACGGGCGUCAAAUAUACCGCCGGUUUGACCACCUAAUAAAAAGUUAAUUUUAAUA
This is a messenger RNA of Macadamia integrifolia, 1907 nucleotides long. Its product is annotated as pectinesterase/pectinesterase inhibitor PPE8B. Lineage: Eukaryota; Viridiplantae; Streptophyta; Magnoliopsida; Proteales; Proteaceae. Gene Ontology annotation, biological process: cell wall modification. Gene Ontology annotation, molecular function: pectinesterase inhibitor activity; pectinesterase activity. Bases 287 to 1888 code for a protein of 533 amino acids. The record is from RefSeq and is a predicted model, not a curated record. The transcript is spliced from 3 exons.